AUGCUGAAGACCCAGCAGGGCAUGUCGCCACAGAAGCACCCAGUCCACCGGCAACCCAACCCCGCAGAUGUUGCGGGUAUACCAGAGAUGUUGGCUCGCACCAAGAGGAGCGUGGGCUUCUACAAAGCCAUGCCAGAUUUCUGGGGAUGGUACAAGUACUUCACAGAGACUAACAACCAGGAAGCGGUUGAGGAUCUGGAUCGGCUGUACAUGACUUUCCUUCAGAACAAACAUAGAAAUGAGGAGGGUUCCUCCUUCAACCACUACCUGACCCACCUAAGCGAGGUCUACAAGGCCUGUGCCAACUCUGAUGACCCAGACUGCAUUGCUGAAUCCACCAGCAAACCCAAGGCUAAAUUAGUCAUGCCCGUCCCCUUCAAAGAGGCCAAGGUCUUGGUGUGCAACCCAUACAUUGACCCCUACUGCAUCUUCCCAGCACCACCCAAGGCUCCUGAGGCCGAGCCAGAGGCAGCUCCUGCCAAGGUUCCCGCUCCGUACCUGUCGCCAUACAUGUCCCCAAUGUUGCCCUACCCCUACAAGGCCCCAAUGCACCCUGUGCCCAUGAAGACCCCAGGGGGCAUCUUCUACUACGCCCCUCCUGUGGAGCCCUUCCUGUCGAAAGAGCAGAAGGGAGAGCUGCUAAGGAUCUGCAACCCCUCUGACGUGGAGUGCCUGCAAUACCACCUGCGUGCCGCCUACGGCUACAACCCCAUCGGCCCGGUCCCGUCGUACUCUGAGCUUGGCUGCGACCCGGCCAAAGACCCCUACUGCUGGCCACGCCUGGUGCAGAAGGCUCCCUCUGGGCUCUACCACCUCUACCCGGUGUGCGACCCUGCCACCGACCCCUUCUGCGCUAUACCAGCGGCCCCGCCUGCUGCCCUGACUGACUCGGAAAAGCCGUCCAGCGAGCAGGCCUGCCACCCACUCUUUGACCAGGGCUGCAACCCCCUGACUGCCAGUAAGCUGGCCAGUCCCAACAAGCCAGUCAUGGAGUACAUGCCUCAGGACGAGCCCAGCCCCGCUCACAAGCCCGUGGUCUGCAAUCGCCGCCUCGACCCCUUCUGCAUCCUGGCUGCGGCUGCCGCGCUGAAGAGGCCGCCGCCACCACCCCUCCCCCAGUUCCAGACCCGCCACCGCUUGGGCACCCGUGGAAGGACCAAGGAAGGCCACGACUGCUUCAUGUUUUACGACAAGGACUGCACCCCACUGACCUCUGCAGACAAAGACGCCAAGCCCAAAGAUGACUGUCACCCCUACGACCCCAGCUGUGGACGGUCCGGUGCACAGCCGUCCACCGGUGGCAAAGCCGCCAGCGGUAAAGCCAAGGAUGGCAUCAUCAUGCCUGACCCUGACUGCGAUCCUGAGAUGGACUACAACUGCCGCCUGCGUCGUGCCGAGGAGCCCAAUGAUGACCCUGCUCAGAAGGAGGAGGCCCCCGCUGACGCCCCCGCCGCGCCAGAACACGCCAUGCCGCGGUUCGAAGACUUCCUGAGGGGAUACAUGGGACACCACAGAAACUAA
Clupea harengus (Atlantic herring) is the source of this 1521-nucleotide messenger RNA. RefSeq names its product actinodin2 (gene and2). The transcript is spliced from 3 exons. The coding region runs from base 1 to 1521 and encodes 506 amino acids. The record is from RefSeq and is a predicted model, not a curated record. NCBI's taxonomy places the organism in Eukaryota, Metazoa, Chordata, Actinopteri, Clupeiformes, Clupeidae.